UAGAGAGAGAGAGAGAGUAGGAGAGAGAGAGGGUUGGUUUUCGUUACAAGAGAGUCUGGCGGAGAAGGGGACGACCUUUCUCAAGCGGGAUGCUUCUUCACCCACCCUUCUUGCUUCACUGAAGAAGACGAAAAAGGGUGAGCUUUGAGGAAGAAGAAGAAGGGUGAGCUUGAGCUCUGAAGGAGAAGAAGGGCAAGGAGGGGGGAAUUCUCGGGAAAUAGAUGCCCUUCCCUGUUGUCAAACAGCCGUCUAUUGGAGGAACACCGACGAUUCUAAAGGUGGUCUGAAGAGAAAAUCCGCCAUGGACGACCAGGGGGCUGCCGACGUCUACCGGCCGCUGCAAUUCGACCAGCCGGAAGAUGGGUCAAUGGUCCCCGCGGCGCCGGUGGCGGAGAACGCGGCCCUGGGUUCGAAUUUGGUGCCUUGCGACGGUGGAGAGUUGCAGGAGCUCAUUCCCUCUCCUUCUCAUCAUGUCGUUGGUGGGACCUUGGUUGAUGGGGUGUUGGAUGUGGAGAUGGCGGCUGUUACGGCGCAGGACCGUGGUGGUGCCCGGGAGUCCAGCUCGGGCCGGGGCCGGAGUGGUGGCGUAAAGCGGAAGAGAGGGCGGAAGGGUGGGCGGACUCCUGUGAAGACGAAGAAGAGCGAGGAGGAGGAGGACGUCUGCUUCAUUUGCUUUGAUGGGGGAAAUCUCGUGCUUUGCGACAGAAAGAUGUGCCCUAAGGCGUACCACCCUACGUGCGUUAACCGUGAUGAGGCCUUCUUUCGGAAGAAAGGCCGCUGGAAUUGCGGCUGGCAUCUAUGUAGUGUUUGUGAGAAGGCAGCGCAUUUCUUAUGCUACACAUGUACAUAUUCUCUUUGCAAAGGAUGCAUCAGACAAUCUGAUUUUUUAUGCGUGCGGGCAAACAAAGGUUUAUGCGUAAAUUGCAUGAGAUUGGUGAUGCUCAUAGAGAAUAAGGAUGCAAACAAGGAAAAUGUUGUAGUGGAUUUUGAUGAUAAAAGUAGCUGGGAGUACUUAUUCAAGGAGUACUGGCAAGAUGUGAAGCGGAAGAUGUCAUUGAACCGUGAAGAGGUUAUUAAUGCUAGUAAUCCAUGGAAAGGAGUAGGAGCUCGUGUCCCGCCAAUUGCAUCUAAUGAAUUGCACAAUGCUGACAAUGAACAGAAUGAUGGUUCUGACAAUUUGAAACACCAACUUGAGAAGGACAAAUCAGCACCUAAGAGGCAAAAGAAAAAGCCAAGGAUCGAUGCUGCAGACAAGGUGCUGCCAAGCAUAACCAGAGAUAUAUCUGGAGAUGGGGCUUCUGAACUAACUGAUUCUGAAAGAUGGGCUUCAAAGGAGCUAUUGUACUUUGUUGAACAUAUGAAUGUUGAUAAGUCAACCUUAUCUGUUUUUGAGGUUCAGUCUCUUUUGAUGGAAUAUGUUACAAAAUAUCAACUUCGUGACCCUCAUAAGAAGAGUCAGAUUCUUUGUGAUGCAAGGCUCCAAAGUCUUUUUGGUAAGGCUCGUCUUGGGCAUCUUGAAAUGAUGAAGCUUAUUGAAUCUCACAUUCUCAAAAAAGAGACCUCCCCUGAGGCCCAUAAAAUUCAAAGGGGAAAUGCUGAGGAUGAUACUACACAGGUUGAACUUGAUGGAAUCACAACACCUAAGACAGGGUCAGAUAAAAAACGGAAAUUGAAGAAGAAAGCUGAUGAGGGUACACAACAGACAAAUGUGAAUGAUUAUGCAGCAAUAGAUACACACAACAUUAACUUAAUUUACUUGCGACGAAAUUUAGUAGAGGAUUUGCUUGAUGACAUGGAGAAAUUCCAGGAAAAAGUUGUUGGUUCAUUUGUAAGAAUCAGGAUUUCUGGAUCGGGUAAUAAGCAAGACAUGUACAGGCUUGUCCAAGUUGUAGGUACCAGUAAGGCAGCUAAAGAAUAUAAAACUGGCAAGAAGUCGACUGAUAUCAUGCUGGAGAUUCUAAAUCUGAACAAGACGGAAGCUAUAACAACUGACUCUGUUUCAAAUCAAGAGUUCUCUGAGGAAGAAUGUAAACGGCUACGUCAAAGCAUAAAGUGUGGGUUUAUUAGCCGGCUAACCGUGGGUGAGAUUCACGAGAAAGCGAAGGCACUUCAGCAAGUCAAAGUUAAUGAUUGGUUUGAUACAGAGAUACUGAAGCUUGGUCAUCUUCGCGAUCGAGCUAGUGAAAAGGGCCGUCGAAAAGAGCUUAGAGAAUGUGUAGAAAAGCUCCAGGUUCUUAAUGAUCCUGCUGAACGAGCUCGAAGACUACAGGAAGUUGCAGAAGUGCAUGCUGAUCCUAAUAUGGAUCCAAAUUAUGAAUCUGAAGAAACAGAAGAAGAUGAUCGGAAAAGAGAGAAUUAUGCACGGCCUAGGGACAUUGGAUAUCCUAAACGAGGACGGGAUGCACUCUCUCCUGGGAAAGGAGUAGUUGUUGAUGGCCUGGAUGGUUCUCAAAAAAGCUCAAAUAGUCCUUGGGAUAGAAUCAAGAGUUCUUCUGCAUCAAGGGAACCUAGAAUUGAGAGAGGCCAAUGUGUCAUUGGUGAUAAAACAUUGAGCCAAAGCAAAAAUUCCUAUUCUCAUUGUAGUGAGCAAAAUAAUGAUACAAGAAACAGAGCUUGGAGUCAAGGCUCUAAUCAACUUUCUAGUGGCAUGUUGCCAGAAAUUCCAACAACACCUCAAGCUGUUGGUGUCACAGCAUCAGCUAACAAUAUUGACACAGAGAAGAUGUGGCACUAUUCUGAUCCAUCAGGUAAAAUUCAGGGGCCGUUUUCUAUGGUGCAGUUGCGUAAAUGGAGUACAACAGGUUAUUUUCCUUCAGAUCUUCGAAUAUGGAGAACUUCUGAGAAGCAAGAAGAUGCUGUAUUGCUAAAUGAUGCUCUGGUGGGAAAGUAUCAUCAGGAGUCAUCCCAGUCUGAUCUGCAAGGAACUUAUGCAAAUGCUCAGAAGGUUGGUGGAGUUGGUAGCUGGGAUAAUAGUAGUCAUGAUAGGAACCUGCCUGGGGCCAAUCAUUCAACUUGGACAGGUAGUGACCAAAGAGAUGGGAACUGGAAACCCAGCUGGAAGGAAGCUGGUGGUUUUGUUAGUGGCAGUGCUGAAAUAACAAGAAAAGAUGGACAAGAGAGACAAUCAACUAGUUGGACAAGUUCAUCAAUGGAAUCGCUUGAACCCAGUCAGGGGCAUGUUACAACUGUUUCUUCUGCUCAGGAUCCAUCAGGGGGAUCUACUCCUCGGUCAAGCGAAUCUUUUGGGCACAGUCCUAAGAUGCUUCCAUCACAUGUAGAUAACUCCUACACAGCAUCUCUGCAACCAACUACAGAUACUCGAGUCGGGGUUUCAGGUGUAAAGUUUAACCAUUCUGAGAGCCACAUGAGUCGUUGGAGUCCUGCCAAGCCUUUGGAGGUUCAGCCUAGUGGAACUUGGAAUGCAAGCAAUGGAUAUGAUAAUCAUCUGGACAGUUUGGCUUCUUCAACCCAAUCAUUGGGGGAUGGUGAAAAAUCUGAUACAGAAAAUAUACCUUCAAAGGAAAUUAAAGAGGCAUCACCACUUGCAAGUGCAACUUCUGCUGCAGGGAGUCACUGUAAUGCAAUCAGCAUUAGAACUGACCAGUUGGACCCAACCCAAACAUCUGCUACCAGUAAGUGGAUGAAGGAUCAAACUGAAAAUAAACCGGUGGCUCCACACAGUGUUGGUGAACCAGUGGGCCAUGUGGAUAAUCUGAGGCAGCAAUCCUCUGUCACAUCUUCUCAAAUGGAGAAUCAGAUUUCUGAAAGUAAAGCACCUGAUUUACAUGCUUCUGUUGAAUUAGUGAGCCAUUUGAAUAAUUUGGAGCAACAGUCUUCUCUUGCAGCAAUUCAAUCAAAGGAUUGGACUUCUGAAAAGAAGACAUCUGAUUCACAAGUUUUGCUUGAACCAGUGAGUGCUGUGAAUGACAAGCUACGAUCUUCUAAUACUGCCAUUCAGUCGGUGGACAAAACUUCCAAAAAUGCACAAGUUUCUGAUGAGCCAUUGAGCCCUGUAAAUGAUUUGGAGCGACAAUCUCCUAUUACAGGAACUCAGCCUACCAUAACAUCCACAGCUACAGAUAGGCAGCAAGCAAAUUUGGUAACUUCAGCUAUGGAACAGGAUGCUAUGACAUUAGGUUCAACUCAAAUUGGAGGUGUUUGGACAAGUGGUCAGAAUUCUGGGGCCAUGUCUGCUGGUUCAUCUCCUGAGCCUACUAUAGGUGUUGUUCUUGAUGCAGACAAAUACCCUAAGAUUGUCCCAGUAGCAAUUCAUCCUAUUUCAUCAGCAGGCUUGGGUCCUUCAACUCAUGCUCUUCUGCAGUCAGUAACUGCAGGUCUUUCUCAUGUGAUUCACAAUGAUGGCCAAAAUUGUGAUAAUAACAUGUCUUCGGACCUUCUGGCACAGGACGCUGCACAUGCAGACACAGGUUCUGCCGACUCUCUUCAUGAGCCCAUGGAUACUCAAGAUGCUUUGCUUGCUAAUGAGAACCCUGAAAGCAGUCAGUUUGUUAUAAUAGCUGCUGAAGAUAGCACGGUUGAUGAGAUUUGGGAUGGCCUUUUGGAUGCUGAAGGUGGUGAGCCAGUCACUGAUUUUUUCCCUGAGGAUCUGGACACUGACAAGGUUGAAGGUUCCAUCGAAUCAGCUCCAUUUUGCAGCUCACCUUCUCAAGUGGAAGACUCCAAAAUAAAGUUGUCUGGGUCACAAAUUCCAGUUUCAGUAGAAGGGUCCUCACAGCCUGAUGGCUGGGUAUCUGAUAGUGGUUUUGGAAGCAGUGCCUCUGGGUGUGGUGUCUCAUCUACAGCUGCUUCUAUUCCUAUGAGUCAAGGUUCUGAAAUGAUUUCGCGGCCAGUGGCCUAUAUUUCAAAUGAUAAAGGUGAGGGCUUUUGCCUGGCUUCUGAAAGGCAGGAGUCUUUGCAAAAGCCUGUUGAUAUCCCUCAGGGUAACAUCCCUCGUGAUGGCUGGCUUUCACCUCAGACAUCACCUGAGGUUUCUGAAGUCAUUCAGUCGGUCAAUCCUACCGGAACCUCUGAUCCAUGUUCUGAACAUGAUCAAGAUGCUGGCGCAUCUUUGGUGGCAACUGAUGCAGCAGGAUCUGUGGCCUCUUCCAACACUGCAGAUCAGGGUAUGCAUGAUGUUUCUUGGGCUUCUGAUUCAAGUCCUUUACUUGUUUCAGCCGGAGAACAAACCCCAGUUACCAGUGGAUCAGGCGAUGUUCCUCCUACUGUUCAGCACUCUCAAGGAUCUAACCGGUUGCCUGGCAACUUUUCUGUUUCAGCUUCUGAAGCACAAGUCCCAUCUAGUAAUGAUGUGAGUGAUAUGGCCGUUGCAACUUCAAAUUCUCAAAUAUCUGGUAUCUUUUCUGGAGAUUUUUCUGUUCCAACUGCUGCAGAACAAGCCAGAGCUCCUAGUGCUUGGGAUGCUGUUUCCAAUAAAGUUCGGCAUCCUCAAACAACGAGAAGUGGAGGUUUUUCUGUUUCAGCUACUGCCACUGCUACUGUACCAAUGGCUUCAUCUGAUGCUUGGAGCACACAGAUAAGUGCAAACAGUAGUAACGUCUCUUCGCUCCCCCCUCCUAUGGCAGGAAAUACUUCAAGUGGUGUUGCCAAUCUGUAUCUAGGUAAGAGCAGCUACAGGUCAGCUGUCCCAGAAAGCUGGGGUUCACCUUCAAAGAAUUUGGCCGGCCCAACUGAUAAACAGGGGGUACCAUCUUCUCACAGCACUUGGAGACCUGGGGGGGUCAGCGAACCGUCUGUGUCAAGGAGAAGUGGUUGGGGUCCAUCCGUAGAAAGUUCUAGAGCAGGGUGGAGCCAACAACCUGGAAAUACAAAUGCAAGAUGGGGAGUUGACUCCGUAAAUCAAAGAGGAGUAUGGGAGCAACAGAGGCGAGAAGGAGACAGGUACUCUGGAUAUGGUGAUAGGGGUGGUUAUGGUGGUCAAGGUCAUGGGAUGAGGCCAUGGAGCAAGCCACCUGGUGGGGGUGGCAGUGGCAGUGGGAGCAGUGUAAGCGGUGGUGGGCCUAGGCCUCCUAGAAGUCAAAAAGUUUGCAAGUUCCAUGAGAAUGGUUACUGUAAAAAAGGUGCAUCUUGUGACUUCUUGCAUCCAUGAUCAAGCAUCGAUGGGUGCAGCAGCAGCUGGUGUACAGUGGCUUCUUUGAUUGGAGUAGCAGAUAUCUUUUGGAUUAGUUGGUUGCAUUUCACUGUAGUCUAACACCCUGGUUCAGCAGGCUACCACAAAUUUAGGGGGUUCUAGCUUAUAUUAAUCUUGUUUUUUGCCACCAUUCUCUCUAGUGUUCCCUUUAGUUUCAUUUCCUGUUCUUGAUUUAAAGGGAAAGUUGUUGUCUUCUGCGUACAUUUUUUAUAUUAUCUUCCUGCUUAACCUAGCUAGGCUUAUGCA
Messenger RNA from Nymphaea colorata (pocket water lily), 6394 nucleotides. Its product is annotated as zinc finger CCCH domain-containing protein 44-like. Lineage: Eukaryota; Viridiplantae; Streptophyta; Magnoliopsida; Nymphaeales; Nymphaeaceae. Bases 302 to 6106 code for a protein of 1934 amino acids. The record is from RefSeq and is a predicted model, not a curated record. Gene Ontology annotation, molecular function: protein binding; DNA binding; metal ion binding. The transcript has 10 exons.